This is a messenger RNA of Equus caballus (horse), 4226 nucleotides long. Lineage: Eukaryota; Metazoa; Chordata; Mammalia; Perissodactyla; Equidae. The record is from RefSeq and is a predicted model, not a curated record.
UUUGGGGCUCUCUAUUAUGUUCUGUUGGUCUAUAUGUCUGUUGAUAACCAUCAUUUUAUCAUAUGAUGUGACAAAUAUAUUUUCUUGUGAACAUUCUCUGAAAUUUAGAGUAUUUAUUUAGAAUGGAUUCCUAGAAUUGGAUUUAGAAAUUGGGGUAACGUUUGGGGGUGUUAGAUACUAUUAGGCCUAGGAGAUUCAAGAACUGCCAAUACUACUCUCCUCAAAACUACUCUAAUCCCGGACAUUCCCCCCUUAGAGUUCUACAAAAGAAACAAAGAACAAUGAAAAAGAAGGCACCACUUUUAUUAAUUGGGCUAGUUCCUAGUAUCACUCAAGUUCAGAGCUCAGAUAAGCUUGGGUUAGGGUACUUGGUCUAUUUUAAAUCCUUUCAAGGACCUCAAAUUCCCUUACAGCCUAAAUCCAUGUUGUUAUCAUCACAUUACCUUCUGGCUGGCAGUACACCUAGGCACCAUUCAAAAACAAGAGAAUAGGGCAUGGUCUUAAGGGAGACCUUGUUCAACUUAUCAGUCCAGUCUCAGGAAAAAGAGAGGAAAUAGAAACGUACAUGACCUUUUCAAGCACAGUAACCCUACUCAGUAGUAAACACGGGGCAAUCAAUAUCCCAGAAUGUUACAAGUCAGAUUUUAGCUCCUCCUGGGGAAGAAAGGACUAUUAAAAAGGGUUUUCUCCCUCCCCCAUGCUACUGAGAACUUGGUCAAAGCAUAUGAAUAUUUAAGUCUUAUGAUGUAUUCAGUAAAAUACAGUUGGCAAAAUAUUUUCCAGAAAGAUUGUACUAAUUUUCCUACCCAAUUGCAUUGUACAAAAAUAUAUUUUUCUCUGCACUCUCAUUAUACAGUUAAUGAAUUCUGUCACUUACCAAUUGUGUGAUUUGGGGCAAACAACUUAACUUUGCCUCAGUUUCCUCAUCUGCAAAAUAAGAUUAAUCAUGUCUACCUCAUAAUGUUAUUGGGACAAUAUAAUCAUAUAGAACCCUUAAAGUAAUGCCUGUCACGUGUUAAAUGCUCGCUAAAAUACUAGUUAUUGUUUUUUGCUGUGGUUGUUGCUGUUAAAAUCUUAGCUAAUUUCUCAGGUGAGAAAUGUAUCUCUCAUUGUAACUGUACUUAUUGAGCUAUAUUAAUACUGAAUAUUUUUCUUAUAUUUAGUAAUUAUUGCAUUUCUUUUUUGGAAAGAGUCUGGUCAUGUCUUUGUGCCAUUAUUUAUGUAAUAAAGUUGUUUAACUUUUGUCUAGCAUCUCUCUUGAAUAUUUUUCUCAGUUCGUAGAUUAGCUUUUAGUUUUGUUUAUGGUAUUAUCUCAUGGAAGUCUUUCAAUUUAUGUUGUAAACUCUAGAUGUGCUUUCUUUUGUGGUUUCUUACCAGGCUUUUGUAUUUUUCAAAUCUGGUCCUAUCCAGAUAUCAGAACAAUUUUAACUUCUUUUCUCUUUGGUUUGUUGUCUUAGUUUUAAUAUUUUACUCCUUAAUCCAAACAGAGUGUUUCCUUAGUGUAUGAAGCACAAGGCUUUAUUUUUAAACCCAGGUAAAGUUUGUUGUUUUUUAAGAGAUCAAAUUAAGUUUUUGCCUAAAACUUUUUACAUUUUUCAAGGAUCUGUUAUAACUAAAUAUGUAGGAGGUUUGAACAGUUAGUGGUGUAGUUUUAUGUAUGGCGAUAGUCUUAACAGUAUGUGUAUAGCCAUCUAGUAAAAUCACAUGAACUCUAAUAUUCUUACAUGAGAACUAGUCAAGAAGGGUUUAACAUAAAAAGUGGCCCUGGGGAGAGGGGAUUUUGGAAAAUAUGAAGUGGAUUUAAACAAUAACAAAUUAAUAUGAAUAAAAAGAUUCUAUUUAGUAUCAAUAAAAAGAAGUUAGGUAGCAAAAACUUGAAAUAUCCAAUUAGGCAUCAGUUUUAAAUGAGCUUCUUCUACAGGAACUAACAUCAUAAACCCAAAGUUUGCUCUUUUUGUUUGUGCUAAACAGGUAAACAGGCAUAAAUCUCAAUGGGAGAAGAAAACCAAAGCUUCGUGGCUGAGUUUAUCUUCCUUGGCCUUUCACAGGACUGGCAGACCCAGAUCCUGCUAUUUGUUCUUUUCCUCAGCAUUUAUCUGUUGACCGUGCUUGGGAACCUACUCAUCAUCAUUCUCAUCUUUGUGGAUUCUCAACUUCACACGCCCAUGUACUUUUUUCUUAGAAAUCUCUCUUUCGCAGAUCUCUGUUUCUCUACUAGCAUUGUCCCUCAACUGUUGGUCCACUUCAUGGUAAAGAAGAAAACUAUUUCUUUUUUGGGGUGUAUGACACAGAUAAUUGUCUUCCUUCUGGUUGGGUGUACAGAAUGUGCACUGCUGGCAGUGAUGUCUUAUGACCGGUAUGUGGCGGUCUGCAAGCCCCUGCACUACUCCACCAUCAUGACCCAACAGAUGUGUCUCCAGUUGACCAUAGGAUCCUGGGUCAGUGGGGCACUAGUGUCUCUGGUGGACACCACCUUUACUUUCCAACUUCCCUAUGGAGGGCAGAAUUACAAUCACUACUUUUGUGAACCUCCUGCCCUCCUGAAGCUGGCUUCAGCAGAUACCUACAGCACAGAAAUGGCCAUCUUUGCAAUGGGUGUGCUCAUCCUGCUUGCUCCUGUCUCCCUGAUCCUUGUCUCCUACUGGAAUAUUAUCUCCACUGUGAUCCAGAUCCAGUCUGGAGAGGGCAGGCUUAAGGCCUUCUCCACCUGUGGCUCCCAUCUCAUUGUUGUUGUCCUUUUCUAUGGCUCAGCUAUUUUCACCUACAUGCGGCCAAAUUCGAAGACUACAAAAGAGCAGGAUAAGACGAUAUCUGUGUUCUAUACAGUGGUGACUCCAAUGUUGAACCCCAUAAUUUACAGCCUGAGAAACAAGGAUGUCAAAGGGUCUCUCAGGAAGUUAGCUAGAAGAAAGUCCUUUUCUUAGAGAUGGUGGUCUCUGGGUCUGACAUUUAGAGCUAUGGUAACAUUCUUAAAAGAGGAGCAGAAUUUCAAUAGGCCAUUAUGAGUUAGGUCAUUUCAGGAAGAAGCAGGAGAGUUAAGGAUGUAUUCUAGAAACUGAAUAUUCCACUCUAAGCUAGAAAAUAGAGAAUAAACAAGAGGAUGAAAACUUAGGUUAUAUCCUGAUUAUGAAAAGUGUCAAGUGCUAUUUUGAAGGAGUUUGUGAUUAAUUUAGCUAACAUGGACAUGGUUUAAGCAUAAUCAUAAUUAAAUCUAGGAGGUUUAAACUGGAUUGUCCUGAAAUAAUGUCUAAUAUGAGUUGCAUAUAUGAUCCUAACAUCAAAAACAUUUCAAGGUUAGAUGUCCCAGUCAUAAAAACCUAGGAACAGGUUCUGAUUAAAGCAAUAAACAUAUCUGGAAGAGUCUUCAAUACUAGAAUCACUUCUAGCCCAGAGCAUUUCAACUUGUAAAAAAGUACCAGAGGCAAUAAUACUUCCUAGUUCAUGAUGUUUUCCCCUGAAAGUUCCAGAAAAAGUUUUUUAUAUCAUCACUCCUAAUUUCAUAUAAGCAUAGACGAUCUGAGUAAAAAAGGAAUUCAACAGUCUCCUAAUCCAAUCAUAUGUCCAAGGCUUAAACCAUCACAUAGUAGUUCUAUUGAGUAAUUUUCCAGUAACUGUCCUAAACAAGAAUGAUAUAGCUCCCUGGUCUCUUGGAUUGUUCUCUUUCAUAUGUAUACAGUUUUUACUAUUAGGAAGAUAUUCCUUGUUGUAAGUCAAAACGAGUUUUCCUGUAUCUUGAACCCACUUUCCCUAGUUUACUCCUAGAACAAUUUUCAUUACCUUUCUAUACCAUAACUCACUGAACUCAGUUUCCGUAUUUGCCCAAAUACAAUUCUCACAGUGAACCACCCACUUGUUCCCUUAAAAUUCCUUUAUCUAACAUGCUUUGGUACCCUAUAUUCAUUCUGGUCACUCUCUUUUGAAUGAGCCUGAUUUACCCAAUGAAUAUCUCUUCAGAAAGCAAAACAAAAAUUAGAAUUUUAGAAAUUGGAGUUUACCAAUCCAAGGCUGACCCCUCCACAGACUUAGGUGCCUGUAUGCCACACCUCACUGUGACUCAACUUCUCUAGAAUGGUCAAUGCCACACUCUACUCAGGUUCUCAUAAACCCUUAGGCCAAAUAAAGUGGCUGACAGCCACUUCCUUCUUUUAUCUAAACUUUUAAUUAAUCACGUGUUUAGGGGCUGGCCCCGUGGCCAAGUGGUUGAGUUCUUGUGCUCCGCUUCAGCA